Molecule: messenger RNA, 830 nt
Organism: Ipomoea triloba (trilobed morning glory)
Lineage: Eukaryota; Viridiplantae; Streptophyta; Magnoliopsida; Solanales; Convolvulaceae
Product: acyl carrier protein 1, chloroplastic
Exons: 4
Coding region: 221-640 (139 amino acids)
Biological process (GO): fatty acid biosynthetic process
Molecular function (GO): acyl carrier activity
Source: RefSeq, a predicted model, not a curated record
GCGACUUGAAUAACUCACAUAGUCACAUGACACCUUACAUUUUUAGGUUUAUCCGAUAAUAUAUGUAUGCGCCACUGCCAAUUCCCACACACUCUUCGUACUCUCCGUCGCAUUUUCCGUCUCCCUCUUUACCUCUCUCCCUAUAUAUAUAUACACGCUGCGUGUGAGUGUGAGUAGAUCCAACCUGUAUUCUACUCUGCGAUUUCCAUUGGAGACAGACAUGGCGGCCGUCGGUGGUGCUUCGUUGAUCUCCCUCCGCUCCCGCCCUCAAGUUUCACCUCAGAACUCGGGAAUGAGGCUAUCUAGCUUGAAAAGAGUUGCAUUUCCCAUUCAGCAGAGAGCUCUGCCAUUCAGCUUCCGCACAAGAGGCCUUCGGAUUUCCUGUGCUGCCAAGCCCGAGACUGUCGACAAAGUUUGCUCUGUAGUUAAGAAACAACUUGCUCUGGGUGACGAUAUCUCUGUGUGUGGGGAAUCCAAGUUUGCAGAACUUGGAGCUGAUUCUCUUGAUACGGUUGAAAUUGUGAUGGGGCUUGAGGAGACUUUCGGCAUAACUGUGGAAGAGGACAAUGCCCAGGCGAUUGUGUCGGUCCAGGAUGCUGCAGAUCUUAUAGAGAAGCUUAUUGAGGAAAAGGACUGCUAGAAUAAUCAGGAGAGGAAGUUAUUUAAAGAUGUGUUUGGUUACUGCUUAGAUAGCUUUACUAGGCUUUGGAGCUUUAGUCUGUCUUGGUUUCUUGAUCAUUGUUUCCUCUAUCUUGUCAAAUUCAGCACAAUAUGACUUCUUCCCAGUGUGGACAUGUUUGUUGAUUUGUUAAGUUUGAUCCUUAGAGUUA